Messenger RNA from Pterocles gutturalis (yellow-throated sandgrouse), 1443 nucleotides. It is a transcript of the gene TBCCD1, whose product is annotated as TBCC domain containing 1. The record is from RefSeq and is a predicted model, not a curated record. The transcript is spliced from 6 exons. Gene Ontology annotation, biological process: maintenance of Golgi location; maintenance of centrosome location. The annotation marks the transcript as partial. NCBI's taxonomy places the organism in Eukaryota, Metazoa, Chordata, Aves, Pterocliformes, Pteroclidae. Gene Ontology annotation, cellular component: spindle pole centrosome.
CAGUUUGGAACGUGGCACUUAAUCAUCCCUGAAGGUCUGGAACAGAUGCAGUGAUGUUCCAAUAGAGCAAACUGGAACGAUCAGGACCACCUCGCCUUUGUGCAGAGCCACCUCUCGGAUAUGCUGGAACUGCUGCUGGAGCCGGAGCAGCUCACCACCUCCUCCCAUUCCACCCAUGGUAGCUUGGUGUCCUACGAAGCUGUCUGUGCCCUUAGCUUUCUUAUUGAAGGGACCAUGAACAAAUCCAGGGGGGUCCGUCCUCUGCACGAGCUUGCCCUCUGGCAGCCCUGUCACGAGCACAACGGCUACUCCAAGGUCUCCAAAGCCUUCUCUUUCUCCAAGCUAGAGAACUGGCUGCGGUCUUGCCUCACGACAAACCCUUUUGGAAUGACUGCCUGCCUCAAGUCCGGGAGGAAACUCGCGUGGGCGCAGCAAGUUGAAGGAACAACCAGGAGAGCAAAGAUUGCCUGCAACACUCGUGUGGUGCCUGAGGUGUUCCCCAUGGUGAUAAUGAGCCAGGUGUACAAGCAGACCCUGGCCAAGAGCUCGGACACCCUGGUGGGGGCUCACGUAAGAAUUUAUCGCUGCAACGAGUCCUUCAUUUAUCUCCUCUCUCCUCUCCGGUCUGUGACCAUUGAGAAGUGCCGGAACAGCACUUUCAUCCUUGGCCCCGUGCAGGCGUCUGUUCAUGUCCACAGCUGUGACAAUGUCAAGGUCAUUGUGGUUUGCUAUCGUUUGUCCCUUUCUUCCACCACUGGCUGUACUUUUUACAUUCUCACGCCUACCCAACCUCUCAUCCUCUCGGGGAACCAAGCAGUGUGCUUCGCCCCUUUCCACACCCAUUAUCCCAUGCUCGAAGACCACAUGGCUCAGGUGGGCUUGGCCACUCUGCCAAACUACUGGGACAGCCCUAUGCUGGUGUGCAAGGAGAGCGGUGAUGUGAGUGUCUUCCACCUCCUGCCGCCCUCGGACUUCUACACCUUUGUGAUUCCUUUUGAGAUGGAAGGAGACACCACAGAGACACCAGGUGGGCUUCCCGACGCGUAUCGGAAGGCGCUGAGUCAGCGAGAGCAGAAGCUACAGAUCUGGCAGAAAACCGUGAAGGAGGCAGGCCUGACCAAGGAUCAGAAGAAACAGUUCCAGAUGCUGGUGGAAAACAAAUUCUAUGAAUGGCUGGUUCAGACAGGGAACCGUCAGCAGCUGGAUAGCCUUGUCCCUCCUGCCCUAGGCUCCAAGCAGGCAGCAGAAUAGCGUUGGCUUCCUCUACAGCAAGAGGAGAGGAAGGAGUUCUGGGAACAGGCAGCGAUAUACUGAAAACAGUUCUCAUUAAGACUUUGCAGCCAUCCUGCCUGAACACACUUGAUGUGGACCUGGUGCCCAGCCUCCGUGUGGAUUGGACUCUGUCUGGUUUAGGAUUUCUAGUCACUGCUGCUUUUCCAGGAA